CCCACCAGGUGAAAGUGUUUCAGGGAACACAGAAUGGAACUGACAUUAGGUCACACUUGGAAUGGAUGUUGACAGAUGGCCUUGGGUUAUGCGUUUGAUUGGAUUGUAACAGUCGAGGUUAUCCCUGUGAAUCACAAGGCAUUCCUUUACGCUCCGGGAUGGUGGUGAGGAGGUGGACAGAACCCAGUCACAGCUGGUCAGAGUGGUGAGAUAUGGGCCAGGCAACAACAAUGAUGACAGCUAUGUCCUGUCCAGGGUUACACUUGGGGUCGGGGUAGGUGCUCAGAAGUCGGUUAGAUUGGAGGUAGGGAGAUGUGGAGGAAGCAAGGAAUGAGUAGAAGGGACAAAAGGGGGCAACGGGAGGGAUGCAAUGGAUGGAAUCCUUUUGAGUACUUUGUCUAGAGACCAGUGAUGAGAGAUGGGUUAUUCUGAACCCAGUAUAGCUGUGAUGUCAUUUGCUGAUGAUGAUAUUUGAUUGACAGGUGAAGCUAGAGGAUGCCCUGGCCGCCAGGGAGAACCCAAUGAUCAAUGACAUCAGAAAAGAUGAGAGUGAUUUCAGUCCCAGACUUGAGGACAGUGUCAUUGGUGUCCCAGAGCAGCCUCCUGCUGAUCAGGAUGUCACCUGGUUGAAACCCUGGAGGAGCCACAGGGAGGCACCUGAUCAAGGUGAUUCUCCAAGUGCCUUGCAGAUUGCCAACAGAACCCCCCUGGCCAUGAUGGAUAUAUCUCCUUCGCCUCCCACAACCGUCGACAUUGGUGACCUGAGUGAUGUCCUGAACUUCACACCUGAGCUCCACUUUAUCCCAGCCCCCGUUGCCAUGGUGGAAGUCGACACCCCCCUUGAAUCUUUAUCCCCACCUGUCUAUUCAGAGGACACCCUAGAUGCCACCAUCGUAAGCAGCUUUGAACCUGUUGCUGUCCCCAUCCUUGAACCUGUGGAUGCCCCUAUCGUGGAUCACCCCAUCAUGGAUGUCACCAUUGUGAACAGCCUUGAACCUCUGCAAGCCACAAUUGUGGAUGCACCGAUCAUGAGCAGCCUUGAACCAGUUGAACAUGCGGAUGCCACUGUCAUUAAUGACCUUGAUAUCCUGAAUGCUCCAGUUGGCUUAGAGAACCUGGAUGCCCCAGUCAUCAACAGUCUUGACACACUGGUGCUGGACACCCUCAUUGUAAACAGCCUUGAACCUGUGGACAUCCCUGUCAUCAAUGACCUUGGCACUCCAGAUCCCCAAAUCGUAAAUAUUCUUUACACCCUGGAUCUGGAUGCUCCCAUAAUAGAUGUCCCCAUUGUGGACAGCCUUGCACCUGUGGAAUUCCCCACCAUGAAUGACAUUGACCUCCUGGAGGCCCCUGCGGGCCUCAGCUCCAGCUUUAACCCUCAGCUUGAAGUAGAGGUUCAUGUGGAGGGUGAGGGCCAGAACCAGGGGCUUUCUCUCUAUGUCCGACCCCAGCAUACCUAUGAGAUCAUUGGGGAGCCCAAUCCUAAUGAACACUCUGUGGAAGUGGACCUGGCAACAGCAAGCUCUCAAACCAUAGCUGAACUGGUCAAUAAAUCCACCACACAUUCUGACAAUGACACAACCACAAUCACUGAGCCAGCGGACCUGGCAAGCCCCGGCUUUGAGACUAUAGCUGAACUGGUCCAGGAUUCGAGUGCAACCACACUGCCUGAUGAUGACCCUAUCACAACCACAGUCACAGAGCCAGGGGAUCUGAUAACCCCUGAGUAUGAAACCAUAGCUGAACUGGUCCAUAAAUUGAGCGCAACCACACUGCCUGACGAUGAGCCAAUAACAACCACAGUCACAGAGCCAGAAGGGCUUGACCUUACAAGCCCUCUCUCAUUGGUAGAGGAGGGUUUCUGUGACAGGGGGUGGAAUCCAAUGUACGCUAGAGUGAGAAGGAAGCUUAGUAAAAGUACCACCCCACCCCCGGUGCUUCCAUCGGAGGAUGAGGAACCGGAGGGAUUUUCACCUCCAUUACCAGAGAGAAGUGGAGAGAUGGAGGGAUGAUCAUCGUGAAUAUCUCACAAGACUUAAUGUGUGUCACGUCAUCAAUUAUAUUUAUAUAGACUCAGCUGUGUCAUUUCUAGAUGUAACAUGUCUCAGAUGAUGAAGAUAAGGGUUGUACCCAGUCCACAUCUUAAACGAUCUCAUGAGACAGGUAUCUCACUGUCCUAUCCUUCACACCAUUUCCAGUCCUUUCAUUAGCUUAGCAUUAAACUCUGUACAAUGCUAUGCUACAUAUUCCAUAAGGAAGGAUCCUAAGCCCAGAGUAGAACUGGGUCACCUAACAUGUUCCAGAGUAGGCUUUAUGUUUGUAUUUACUAACACAUUACAGGGUGAAGUGGCAGUAACGCAGUAAUAAACCAUUGAGUUACUAGUUUCCUUGAGAUUCAUUCAAAAGGGUCCACUUAACACUCUUUCCCUCUCUAGAAUUACAAACAUUAUACUUUAAUGACAAUAGUGGUGCACAAAGUAAAUGGACAACAUUAUGGGCAUGUCCAAAUACCCAUACUUAAAUAGAAGGCUUUUUGGGUAUGCAAAAAUGUGUUGUCAUUUUGAAAAUGUAGUAUGAUUUAAGUGCAAGGAUGUCAUACUAAUUUUGGCUUUAAAUCAAUUAGAAUUUGCGCGUGGAGAAUGACAGAGGACUCCAGUGGCCAAAAACGUGUUUUAUCAUGGGCAUUGGGGACUUUCCCCAUUUUGAAGUAGUUAACUGGGUGGGAUAUAUAUAUCAUAUAAUUCCAUACAGGUCCAAGGAUGGAUCAGCCAAUGAAUUAUACUUGUGCGCAAACAUUCCACAACUGUUGUGGCAGUAAAUCACCAACCUUGGCUUUAUACCUGUUCAGACAACACACUCCGGAUGUCAGUAUGCAACCUUUCAGUUUGUUUACCAACUGUACUAAAAUAUACUACUUUAAAAUGGAGAUGCCUCAAUUGUGCCAUAAUGGGACAGAUACAAUGUUGUGUCCUCUAUGAAUUUGCUGCACACGAUUGAGGAAGAUAAUUAUCUUUUCACACAAGUAUUUGACAACAGCUGAUAAUCAGAAUAGGGGACACGCUCUACAAAAAUGUACAAAUAGCAGGGAACAAGUGCGUUUGAGCAUUCGAUGCCACCUUUUCAGUAUGGCUGAGUGGUAUGUUGAUAUUUGUUGCUUACUGCAUACAUUUCUACUAAACAGUACAUUGUAAAUAGUAUGUUGUAAUAUUAGUACACAGUAUGUAGUUUUAGUAAAUAGUGGGCAAGUAGGCAUUUCCAUUUAUUUAUUCAAAGCUUUACUGGCGAGGGGUAAAACCAACCAUUUAGAAUUUAUGUACAAUAUAAAACAAAUAUAAAUUCAGUGUUGUAAGAUGUCUGUCAUUAUUAGAGCAUAUAGGCUGAGCAGAAUGAAAUACAAGAGGACAGAUGAAAUUCAGCAUUACAAUACCACAUUGAAAUCUGUACCUCAUUCAUAACAACAAUUUAAACACAUAUCAGAAUUCCAAUUCAAAAUAUUGUGGAAGUGCUUCUGUGUGCAGAUGCAAUAAAUGUUUCUCACCACAGUGGGGAAGUACAGCUCACUAUCUCUUACUGGAUUUCUCUCUGUCAGUGGAAAGUGAGAUGCCAAAGAAUGUGCCACAUUCAGCCCCUCUAAAACCCUGCUGAAUACUGUGCAUUCCUUCUGAGGAAGGGUGGGGACACCGCUAGAACUGUGGUCAGGAAAUGAAACUUAAAUACACAUCCCUAGCACAUACCUUUUAAAAGUAGACAUUGAGAGAAAAAUAUGCCUUUUGCACAAGUAAUAUAGCAUGUCCAUAAGCCUUGUUGAAAUAAGUGAAGUCUUUGAGCUGUUUUACUCUAGACAACUGGGAAAUCGAGAAUAAAUUAGCUCAGACUGGGAAAAUACAUUUUGAACGGUCAUCCACCUCAGAAUUGUAAAUCCGGCCUCUUUCUGGAGCUACGACUUGAAGAUCAAUGACGUUAUCAUGAUUCGGCCUUGUUUGUUUCCGAGUUCCCAGUUGUUUUGAAAGCAACAUAAAUCCAGAGAAUGCCAGACUUUUUCAUUUGCAACAUUAAGACUACAAAACUACAAGGACAAUGCUCAAUGCCAAAUGUUUUGUAAGACCGAAUUGUUUCUGCAGCAAUUUUGUGCGCUGACACAAUGUUGAAUCCCACAUUGGAAUAGAACACUUGAUGAUUCUGUCUAUUACACAUUGAUAGACAUAUCCAUGGAGAUAAUUAAUAGUUUAUUAGAUUGGUUGGUGUCUGUAGCCCUGCAUGGUUCUGCAAAUGCAGUAUUUCAUUUAUUUAUAUAUAUAUACAGUACCCGUCAAAAGUUUGCACACAUCUACUCAUUCAAGGGUCUUUAUUUUUGGUAUUUUCUAAAUUGUAGAAUAAUAUUGAAAACAUCAACACUUUGAAAUAACACAUGGAAUCGUGUAACCAAAAAAGUGUUAAAAAAAUCAAAAAUAAAUGUUAUAUUUGAGAUUCUUCUAAGUAGCCACCCUUUGCCUUGAUGACAGCUUUGCACACUCUUGGCAUUCUCUCAACCAGCUUCAUGAGGUAGUCACCUGGAAUGCAUUUCAAUUAACAGGUGUGCCUUGUUAAAAGUUAAUUUGUGGAAUUUCUUUCCUUCUUAAUGCGUUUGAGCCAAUCAGCUCUGUUAGCCCUAUUUGAUAAAAGACCAAGUACAUAUUAUGACAAGAACAGCUCAAAUAAGCAAAGAGAAAUGACAGCCCAUCAUUACUUUAAGACAUGAAGGUCAGUCAAUCUGGAAAAUGUCAACAACUUUCUUCAAGUGCAGUCGCAAAAACCAUCAAACGCUUUGAUUAAACUGGCUUUCAUGAGGACCGCCACAGGAAAGGAAGACCCAGUUACCUUUUCUGCAGAGAAUAAGUUCAUCAGAGUGCACCUCAGAUUGCAGCCCAAAUAACUGCUUCACAGAGUUCAAGUAAGAGACACAUCUCAACAUCAACUGUUCAGAGACUGCGUGAAUCCAGCCUUCAUGGUCGAAUUGCUGCAAAGAAACCACUACUUAAGGACAACAAUAAGAAGAGACUUGCUUGGGCCAAGAAACAUGAGCAAUGCACAUUAGAAUGGUGGAAAUCUGUCAUUUGUUCUGAUGUCAUUUGUUCUGACCAGAAAUUUUUGGGGUUUCCAACCGCUGUUUCUUUGUGAGACGUGGAGUAGGUAAACGGAUGAUCUCAGCAUGUGGUUCCUAUCGUGAAGCAUUGAGGAGGGGGUGUGGAGGUGCUUUGCUGGUGAUAUUGUCUGUGAUUUAUUUAGAAUUCAAGGCACACAACCAUCAUGGCUACCGCAGCAUUCUGCAGCGAUACGCCAUCCCAUCUGGUUUGAGCUUAGUGGGACUAUCAUUUGUUUAUCAACAGGACAAUGACCCAAAACACACCUCCAGGCUGUGUAAGGGCUAUUUGACCAAGAAGGAGAGUGAUGGAGUGCUGCACAUGUUUACUACAUGAUUCCAUAUGUGUUAUGAAAAAUAGUACAAUUAAAGAAAAACGUUUGAAUGAUUA
Oncorhynchus masou masou (cherry salmon) is the source of this 5510-nucleotide messenger RNA. RefSeq lists its product as uncharacterized. The transcript has 6 exons. Lineage: Eukaryota; Metazoa; Chordata; Actinopteri; Salmoniformes; Salmonidae. Bases 522 to 2012 code for a protein of 496 amino acids. The record is from RefSeq and is a predicted model, not a curated record.